This is a messenger RNA of Volvox carteri f. nagariensis, 474 nucleotides long. RefSeq names its product histone H2B (gene hstH2B-1). The record is from RefSeq and is a predicted model, not a curated record. Gene Ontology annotation, biological process: nucleosome assembly. The transcript has a single exon. The coding region runs from base 1 to 474 and encodes 157 amino acids. Gene Ontology annotation, cellular component: nucleosome. Gene Ontology annotation, molecular function: structural constituent of chromatin; DNA binding; protein heterodimerization activity. NCBI's taxonomy places the organism in Eukaryota, Viridiplantae, Chlorophyta, Chlorophyceae, Chlamydomonadales, Volvocaceae.
AUGGCCCCGAAGAAGGAGGAGAAGCCCGCAUCCCAGGCCGCUGAGGCUCCUGAGGUUAAGGCUGAGGCUAAGCCCAAGGCUGUGAAGGCUCCCAAGAAGAAGGAGAAGAAGGCGCCGGCUAAGAAGGUCGCCAAGGAGCCUUCCGCUGGUGGGGAGGAUGGCGACAAGAAGUCCAAAAAGAAGGCCAAGGUUGCCAAGAGUGAGACCUACAAGCUGUACAUCUAUAAGGUGCUGAAGCAGGUGCACCCUGACACCGGCAUCAGCUCCAAGGCGAUGAGCAUCAUGAACAGCUUCAUCAACGACAUAUUUGAGAAGGUCGCCACCGAGGCUUCAAAGCUUAGCCGUUACAACAAGAAGCCGACCGUCACGUCUCGCGAAAUCCAGACUGCCGUGCGCCUUGUCCUGCCAGGCGAGCUGGCCAAGCACGCUGUGUCCGAGGGAACCAAGGCUGUCACCAAGUUCACGUCCGCUUAA